Ectocarpus siliculosus is the source of this 1017-nucleotide messenger RNA. The record is from the annotation of a GenBank genome assembly. Lineage: Eukaryota; Phaeophyceae; Ectocarpales; Ectocarpaceae.
AUGUGCCCACUGGAUAUCCUCGCCUCGGCAUUGCAGGACGACGGGAACACCGGCAUGCCCCAAUGGAACACAAUCUCCUACAUGUGCCCUCUUGCGAUGCAAUCCCACACAAACUUCGUAAACGGGGUCGGAGACGGCAAGCAUAACGGCUUUCUAACGGACAUGUACGCGUUCGGCAAGACCCUGGCGGAAGUUUACGGGGGCUCGGUACACCACCUGCAAGGUCGGCAAGGAAACAGGUCGCAAAACCCAGACUUGGAGGAGCUCCUGGACCACGUGACGACCGCCAAGCUUACUGCCCGCUGGGACAUCGAUGAAGUCUUCGAAAGCGACUUCAUGAAGGCGUACGCCAGCGAACACCCGCACGCCAACGAUCCCAUCAUCACGCCGGUCGCUUCUGACUCUGGGGGAGCAACAGCGGGUGUCGUAGGCUGUACAUCUACUUCGACAGACGCUGACGAAGCCGAGACGGACAUCUGGCGAGAUUCUUACGCGGACGCGCCCAUUCCACCCUCAGCAACUAUAGGCGUUGGUCGUGCGAGCACGAGCGGUGCGGAGGGUGGCAGGGGAGUGCCGAUGCCGAAGUUUACGGCGUAUCCCGGGCCGGGGGGAUGGGGCCCAGCACAGCCCUCACGCGCGGCGCAGCUCGCAGUAAAGGCCGCGGCGAAGGCGGCAAAGUCCAACGUCAUGGUGCCGGUGAACGUGCCCGCGUCCGUACCACCUAACGAGACAAUCAAGGGUGCCGAAGGGUCAGCAAAGAGCAGCAGCGCCACGUCCGGGCACAGCGGAAUGUGGUCGACUUCGACAGGCAUGGGGGUCGGCACAAGCACCAGCGGUACCGGCAUGACCGGAAGCGAGCCGGCCGACAGCACCCAGACGGGCCAAACGCGACCGUCCCCGUCAUUGCCAAGGCGAGUUCCCGGGGCGGUAGAUUCCGGAGCUUGUAUAAUGACCGGCUCGUCCAGAGCAGGAGACAGUGGAGAAGACGUGUUGGGUCUCGACCCCGAUCUACAUUAA